UACACCAGCAGAAAUGUAAUCGUACAGUCACUUUCAUUUGGGCAGGUUUUAUUUUUCCAAUAUUCAGAGGCGACUGUGUCCGCCAGAUUGGUCCGGUGGAUUAACGAUUGCGUGGAAUUCUUGUGGCGAUUAACAGAAGUUCAUAUAUCAAGCAUAGUAUUUAUUAUUGUAGCUGUAUUUAUUGCAAAAAAUCUAUGUGCCCUUUAUGUACCGCUGGCAUUGCUGCUCAGUUUGGCUUUGCUGCUACCAUCAGCCCUUACCGGUGUUUUCAGUGUAAUAAUGUGCUCAUUUUUAUGUGUUGUUGGAGCUCUGAAUAUGAUCUAUCAGGUAACUGGUUUGGUUGUUGCGAUCAUCGCCCUCGCACUUCAGUCCGUGGUCAUAUAUAGGCAACGGCACCAUCGUCGAGUUCAUGGAUUGCCAGACGCUUCAGGUCGCGUUUUCCCUUCAUUCCAAAUUGAGGAAUUUGACCGGAGUAUGGUGGACAUGCUUAAGUUCUUGGUUGACUUCGGGUUUUACAAGUUUGGAUUUGAGAUAAGCGUUAUUGUGAUGGGCAUAAAUGCAUGGAUUAGAAUGGAUAUGUUGGGUGCUGUGAUGUGCAUAUGGAUUGGAAUAUUUGUGUUGAAUAAAAGAUCUGUUUGCCGGAAACUCUGGUACAUUUUUGUAAUUUACUUGGCCAUACUGUUUCCUAUGCAAUACAUCAUAUACGUUGGAUUACCGGAGGAUACCUGCAUACCCUAUCCAUGGGAUCAUUUGUUUGGUGAGCCGAGUAGUUUGACGAAAAACGUGAACUUUGACAUCUGGUUCGGCUUAUCCAAUUAUGCUAUUAAUUGGCCAGCAGAAAACCUUAUCGCAGACUUUAUACUGCUUUUGGUUGCCUCCGCUCAGCUUACUGUAUUCCGCUGUGAAGGCACCGCCAAUGACAGUAUCUUUGUCAAUGAUGACUACGAUUUGAAGCCAAAUAACCCUCGUUACGAUUUCAUUGCUACCCAGAGGAGUUUUGUCGACUUUAUAAAAAUCGGCAUAUUCCAUUAUGGUCACUGGAUAACGUUGAUUAUGGUGUUGAUUGCUGGUAUUGGUGGAACAUCACUGUUCGCUCUGGGAUACAUCAUGAUCACCUUCUGGAUUCUGUGGCAAGGAAACAACUUGUACGUGAUGAAUCCCUAUACAAAUAACUUCAAAAGCACGUUAGCAAAAUGGAAAACUUUGAUCUCAUACACUGUAUUCACAAUGUUUUGCAAAGUGGCAUUACAGCUUGUUGGAUGCGUGUUUCUGGAGUGGUUCUAUGAUAAAAGUGAUAUUCAUGAAUCGAUGAGGUGUACUAUCCGGCAGUUGUUCAGUAUUAUCUGUGUGAACUCAGUUGUACAAGCCCGUAAAACGGACUUGGAUCGUAUGUGUACGGUAAUUCCACAAGAAGCCCAAAUUGGUUUCGAUGCGAUUGCUUUGGGAUUCCUCGUGUUCCAACUUCGUAUCUUCCAUUCGUGGUUCUUCCAACACUGUAUGGUAGAGUAUCGAUCGGAAAUAAUCCUAGCGAAUAGAGGAGCAGUGCUGAAGAACCAGCUAAUUGAGAAAGAAAUGAAAGAGCAGAAUGAGCAACAAAAAGCGAAGUUUGAUGAAAUUCGUCAGAGGACAGAAGUCAUUCGAGAAAGGUAUAAAAAACAAAUGGAAAAAGGAGAUAUCAUCUGUGAACCUCAGACUUAUGCUCAUGCAAAACGGGCCGGUGACUACUACAUGUUCGACUAUGAUCCGGCAACUGACGAACUGGUGAAACCGGUCGAGAGUUUUGUGCCAGAAGUGACACCCGGUGCCACGAAGUUCGAAAAACUCGAUCCGGGACAGUUGGUAUAUGCAGCGACUGCACAUCAGCUCGAUCUGGCCAAGACAUUAGAUCAAGUCAAAGAAGCGGAGAAGAUUAGCGGAAGUGAAGAACGGAUGAUCGAAGCGAUGCAGAAAGAUUCCAAAAUCGUAUCGUUGUUCAAAUUCCUUCUCAAAAUGACUACGAAUGGUAUCGAUAUGCUGUGCAGCUAUUUGAACCGCUUGUCAAGAGAACAUCGUUAUGUGGCGUACGUACUGAGCAAGGAAAAGGAGAAGCUCAAAGAAGGAUACAGCGAGUCACUAUCGGAUACCUCAGUACGUCUAACUGAUCUUCGUCACCGGAUGAAUAUGACCGAUCUGUUACUGGUACAAAGUGAAGGAGACAUUCAGCGAAUGGAAUCAGCAGCGUUAAGUGACUGGCAGCAGCGAUCUGUAAUGGCUCGGCUCAUGAACGCCCUGAGCAGCUGUGUGGCAGCGAAUACUGAUCUCCUCUGCUACAUCCUCGCCGUACUUGCCCACGCCAGUGGAGGAGGUCUCAUCACGUUACCCUUGCCACUAAUGGUGUUCCUCUGGGGUACGCUAUCGAAUCCACGGCCGAGCAAGUUUUUCUGGGUUGCAAUGAUUGCGUACACGGAGUUUGUGAUUGUGACAAAGUUCAUUUGCCAGUUCACCAUUUUCGAGUUCAACAGCGUUUCAACACAGUCGAAACAGGUGUUGGGUGUACAACGGCAGUCGAAUUUCGCAGCCUUUGACGUGCCAUUAUUGUUCGCCCUCUUCUUCCACAGAUAUAUGCUGAGAAAGUUGGGACUCUGGAAGGUAUGCAGGCAUCCAGAGUUUUCUCUUUUUUUUGCUUUUCGCUUCGUUACCCUUUCCCCAAAACAUGCCUUUGAGAAUUCUUUGGUAUCCUUCUGUUCAGAUGUGAACAGACUUGAAGCUGGUGCUGAUAUAAGUCCCUUGGCAGCGGGUCGUAAUGAUCCGGAUGCUGGAAAGAAUCCUAUUGCUCGGUUCAUUUCGCAACUUUUCAAGCCAAAAUUCCGCUAUAUUAGGGAUCUCUAUCCGAUCAUGUUUGGAUUGGAUGUCGUAGCAUUCCUGAUCGUCGCCUUCGGCUACUCAUCUUUUGGUGAAGGUGGAUCAGGAAAUGUCAUCGGUGAUAUCCAGGCUAGUCGAAUUCCACUGACGUUCGUAGUAAUGCUGAUCGUCAUGACUUUGCUGAUUGUCAUCGACCGUGGUCUGUAUCUUCGCAAAUGGGUCUAUGGAAAACUCGCAUACCAACUAGUUAUGAUCGUAUUCCUUCACAUUUGGAUCUUCUUCCUGUUACCAUACUUGACUCGACGGUGA
Haemonchus placei is the source of this 3150-nucleotide messenger RNA. The record is from the annotation of a GenBank genome assembly. Lineage: Eukaryota; Metazoa; Nematoda; Chromadorea; Rhabditida; Trichostrongylidae.